AUGGACAUUCAGGAAAGGUCAAAGGACAACGUAAAGGCCCGAUUGGACCUGGAAACGUUGUGCGAUAGACCAAAUCUAGUGAUGAAGCCUCCUGCGGCCGGCAAGAGAUGGAAAAGGACUCCAGCUGAUUACAUCCUGAAACGGGAACAUAGGAAGGAAGUUCUACAGUGGAUGAAAACAUUAUUGUUCCCUAAUGGGUAUGCGGCGAAUCUGAGAAGGGGAGUGAACUUGUCUACCCUGCGAGUCAAUGACAUGAAGAGUCAUGACUUCCACAUAUGGAUUGAGCGGCUCCUACCCGCGAUGACUCGAGGAUACCUACCUGAGCCUGUGUGGCGCGUGUUGGCAGAGUUGAGCUACUUCUUCCGCCAGCUCUGUGCCAAAGAGUUGUCUCGGGACGUCGUUCGUGACCUAGAGAGUGUAGCACCUGUGUUGCUAUGCAAGCUGGAGAUGAUCUUUCCACCUGGGUUCUUCCUGCCGAUGCAGCAUCUGAUUCUGCACCUACCGUACGAGGCAAAGAUGGGGGGCCCGUGCAGGCCCGCCAUCAAGGAUCCUGAUAUUGAUGAUGAGUUGAAACAGGUUGCUCGUGGCUGCGCCUAUAGGGUCAACUCAUUCACAGUUUACGAUGUCAAUGGGUAUCGCUUUCACACGAGAAGUUAUGAGGAGAGUCGGCCCAAUCGAAGCACCACGAAUACCGGAGUUCGUACGCCCGACACCGAUGAUCGUGACUAUUAUGGCAUAGUUGAAGAAAUAUUUGAGCUCACGUUUGAGGGUGCAAAACCUCUCAAUGUAGUUAUAUUCAGAUGCCAUUGGUUCGAUCCAGAUGCCGUCAGAAGAGCACCUGAGAUUGGGCAAGUCGAAAUUCGACAUGAUCGCGUGUAUCAUGGAGAUGAUGUCUAUAUUAUGGCUCAACAGGCCACACAAGUUUAUUAUCUCCCAUGGGCAUGCCAACAGAAUAAUAAUCUCAAGGGUUGGUACCUUGUGCACUUAGUAUCGCCACGUGGUAAAGCGCCUGUCCCGAACGAUGACGAUUACAACUUUGAUCCUAACACAUAUGUCGGAGAAUUCUUUCAACCUGAGGGGCUAGAAGAGAGGUUGGAGAUAGAUAUUCGUUCAAUAAUGGAUAUGGAAGUAGACAACGAAGUUGAUGAGGACGAGGGCUAUGAGGUGAAUGAUGCUAGGGACUUACGAUUGCUUGAGCGCUUGAAGUCGCCGAGUGACCAUGACGAGGCUGAGAGCGGCAUCAGACCCCAGCGACAGGUCGCGUCCAUCUACCAGUCGAGGGACGCCGACGACGGUGCGGAGCCAUCGGUGAGGAGGACGAGGAGCCGCCGCGCACGUACGAGGGAGGAGCCGCCCCCGCGGACACCCUCGGGUGACGAGGACGACGACCACCAGCGGAGGGACGAGGACGACGACCACCAGCGAGGGGGCGAGGACGACGACCACCAGCAGGGGGGCGAGGACGACGACCACCAGCAGGGGGGCGAGGACGACGGUGAGACGACAGGUGGAGGGGGUUCCAGUUCCUCUGGUACCCGCAAAGUCUACCUGCGCGGGCCCUCUAGGCUCCAGGCUAUGCCCCUCCCGCACCAGCGCCCGGUGAUCAGACCCAACGGCAACAAGAACUGGAUCGUUGUGUCCGGAGAGCGAGGUCGCCACAUCAAUGGCACGGUGACUCUGCUCAUUCGGAAACACUACCCUGGCAAAGUCUUCCAUGCCGGGGUGGACGGGCCGCCGUACUCGUGGGAGGCCUUCUACACCGCUCAGGACCAGUCGCUCGGCAUAAGCGUUGCUGAGAAGAUCAAGCAAGACUUCUGGAACUACUACAAGUGCGACGAGGGGUACGAGGACCAGGCGAAUGCGGUGCUGGACGUGGUCGCCAAAAACCGCCUCUCGGAAUUCUACCAUGAGACGCGGCUCUCUUGCAUCAUCAAGCACUACGGGGACGUGGAAAAUCGACGGGUCGACAAGCAAGAGGCUAGGGAGAUGGUGUGUCAGAGGACCGACCUCACCAAGGAGCAGUACCUUAACGUGUGUCCGGACUGGUGCGGUGCAUACCACAACUGCUGGGAGGACAUUGUGGACAAGUGGCUCUCAGAGGAGGCCUAUGCGAAGCACAUGGAGCGUCGGGAGUGCCGCUUGCAGAUGCCUGGGUUGCCACACCACCAGGGCCCACAGCCCCUCGCCCAGUACGCCGAGAGAUGGUCACGGUCGCACGAGAACCGAGAGUGCAACGAGUACUUGGCGUACGCCCUGGCACACAGGGGCAAGGCAACAGCUCCGGACAACGUGUACGACCCAGCUCACGGGCCCGAGGCGUACACCAACGAGAACGCCUACACCAAGCACACGGAGUACACGGCAGCGGCUCGCGAGCGCCAUGGGGCCGACUUCGACCCGACCGCCCAGCCCCUCGACACAGACCUCGUGAUGAGGCUGGGAGGAGGGAAGCAGCACGGCCGGUACUGGAUGGCCAAUAGCGCCAUCUCCUCGUCCUCCGUGGACAACCUCGCCACGAUUCGGUCGAGGAGCACGAGCAGCUCCGUGCCCAUACGACCUCGGCAGCAGAGCUUGGCGCUGAUGGUGGCGGCCUUUCAGGCUCAGAUGAAUCAGAUGCAGAGUGACAUGCAGGAACAGAUCCAGACCCAGGUACAAGCUGCCACUGCAAAGGUCUUGGAGGAGAUGGUUGGCUACUUUGGGGCGAUUCAGAUACCAGGUGCGGUAAUACCUCCCAUCCCUCCCUCGUUACUACAGCAACUAGAGGCAGCGCAGGCAGCGCAGGCCCAGGCAGCUUCGCAGGCGCCAGGUGGUGGGCCAGUGAUGUAUUUCGGGACCCCGCCACAGUCAGCGGGUUCGAACCCGACUCCACCAGAGGGGCCUUCUCCACAGGGGCCUUCUCCACAGGGAGGGUUGCACGGUGCCCCUCCUCCACAGUACGUGUACCCUGGCGCUGCUCCGCAGUACACGUGGCCCACUCGGUGCCCUCCGCAGUUCACUUGGCCAGGGUACUCAGACUCGCCCUCCUCCACAGGCCGGGGUCUACGGUGGCCCUCUUCCGCAGGCCGGGUGGCCGCCUCUCCCUCGUCCGCCGCCGGGUGGCUCUACUCAGCCGCAGCAGGGUGACCCUGUGUGGGACCAGUGGGCUGAUUCACACUCUGCUCACCAGGGGGAGCCGUAGGUACCUCGCACGUCCCUUUACUUGUUUAUGUGUUGGACUUAGUUGAUGGAUUGUGAUGGACUAUGUGUUUAUGGAUUGUGAUGGACUAUGUGAUGGACUAUGUGUUGGACGUGGUGUUCGUUGAGGAUGGACGAUGUGUUUAUGUGAUUGUGAUGGAUGAUAUGUGGUUGUGGACAUGUCGAUGGUUGUAUUGCGAUAUAUGUGCUAUAUUGUGAUAUAUGUGAUGAGUAAUUGUCGAUGGAUA
Molecule: messenger RNA, 3422 nt
Organism: Sorghum bicolor (sorghum)
Lineage: Eukaryota; Viridiplantae; Streptophyta; Magnoliopsida; Poales; Poaceae
Exons: 9
Coding region: 1-3123 (1040 amino acids)
Source: RefSeq, a predicted model, not a curated record